Molecule: messenger RNA, 2042 nt
Organism: Clarias gariepinus (North African catfish)
Lineage: Eukaryota; Metazoa; Chordata; Actinopteri; Siluriformes; Clariidae
Gene: septin5a
Product: septin 5a
Exons: 11
Coding region: 329-1459 (376 amino acids)
Biological process (GO): cytoskeleton-dependent cytokinesis; regulation of exocytosis
Cellular component (GO): synaptic vesicle; microtubule cytoskeleton; septin complex
Molecular function (GO): molecular adaptor activity; GTP binding; GTPase activity
Source: RefSeq, a predicted model, not a curated record
CUUUAUUCCCGUUUUCACCCCUCCCCUUUCCUCUGCUUAAAUUGCUUCCUUGCCUUCUCUACCUUUCUCUGCCCCUUUUCUCUCUCCUUCUCUCGUCCUCUUUUUCAUUUUUCUUCGUGAUUUUUCGGAGUCUUACAUAAAAGUUCUCCUGCUUGCCUGUCCCAACAAGCAGUGUGCUGCAGGCCAGAGGCCACACACAGAAACAGGGAGAGAGGGGAAGGAAAGAACAGAGACGAGUUAAAGGGACCAAGUGAAAUAGAGGUGUAGCAGGAUUGAGAAAGAGACCUGGAGGUUCUUGUGGCGUGUGGGUUGAGGGUGCCGAACUGGAAUGGAUGCCAUUAUGCUGCAGGAGAAGCUGGUGGAGAAACUGCUGUGUGCCCGAAGCAGGACUACUCGCCAGAAGGAUAAGCAGUAUGUCGGCUUUGCGACGCUGCCUAACCAGGUCCACAGGAAGUCUGUGAAGAAAGGCUUUGAUUUCACGCUCAUGGUGGCAGGUGAAUCUGGCUUGGGCAAGUCUACUCUAGUAAACAGCCUUUUCCUCACAGACCUCUAUAAGGACAGAAAACUACUAAAUGCAGAAGAGCGUAUUAACCAGACAGUGGAGAUCACUAAACACACAGUGGAUAUUGAGGAGAAGGGUGUCAAACUUAAACUCACCAUUGUAGACACACCAGGGUUUGGAGAUGCCGUAAACAAUAAUGAGUGUUGGAAGCCGAUCACUGACUACAUUGAUCAACAGUUCGAGCAAUAUUUCAGGGAUGAAAGUGGACUCAACAGGAAGAACAUAUUGGAUAACCGAGUGCACUGCUGUCUUUAUUUCAUACCACCUUUUGGACAUGGUUUGAGGCCGGUAGAUGUGGAGUUCAUGAAAGCACUGCAUGAGAAAGUGAACAUUAUUCCUCUUAUUGCCAAAGCGGACUGUCUCACUCCAACAGAGAUAAAGAAACUAAAGGAUCGGGUACGAGAUGAGAUUGAGCGCUUUGGGAUUAAAGUGUACCAGUUUCCUGAAUGUGACUCUGAUGAGGAUGAGGAGUUUAAACAGAUGGACAAAGAGCUGAAGGAAUGUACUCCCUUUGCUGUUAUUGGCAGUAACACAGUGGUGGAAGCAAGAGGUCAGAGAGUACGAGGACGCCUCUACCCUUGGGGCAUUGUCGAAGUUGAGAACCAGUCCCACUGUGACUUUGUGAAGUUGAGGAACAUGCUGAUUCGCUCUCACAUGCAUGACCUGAAAGAUGUGACUUGUGAUGUACACUAUGAGAACUACAGAGCCCACUGUAUACAGGAGAUGACCAGUAAACUUGCACAGGACAACCGUGUGGACAGUCCUAUUCCUAUACUGCCCUUGCCGACUCCGGAUGCAGAAACAGAGCGACUCAUUAAGAUGAAGGAUGAGGAGCUGAAAAGAAUGCAGGAGAUGCUGCAGAAGAUGCAGCAACAGAUGCAUGAGAAAGACCAGUAAUGAUCUCACACAGGGACACACGUAUACAAACAUGCACUUAUAGAGAAAUGUACAGAAGUCACUUCAUAUCAUAUACUGUAUUCUGCCACAGGAGUGAAAUGGAAGUGGUCAUGUGUGGUCAUAUUGUAACUGUGGCAUCGCCUUCAGUCAGUGACAUACUCAAUGACAAACUAUACUGUAUAUUUGCAAAAGUUUGCUUGGUGCUUCGCCUACCAAGUACAAAUGUGAGGCAUCUGUUUAAGAUUUUCUUGUGUUUAUGCCUGUGUGAGUAUAUCUAACAUUGAUAAUUUUAUGUAUAAUUAAUUUAAGUGAAGCCUACUUUUAGAAGAAUUUAAUUUAUAUGUACUUAUAUGUUUUUAAUUCUCAGCUAGAACAUGCAUUAAUUGUUUUGUAAAAAUAUAUUGGAUUGAAUCCGGGCUCUGACAGUCUGUGUGUGUGUAUGGGUGUGCACGUGUGCGCAUGUAUGUGUCAAUGGGCGUGUAUGUUUUCUUUAACUGCUGACUAGGAUUUUAUAGUGCUAUCUCUCAGUGAGUGUGGAGUUACCUUGCAGGUUACUGUAAAAAAUAAAUAUGCUUCAGUCAGA